Colletotrichum chrysophilum is the source of this 1320-nucleotide messenger RNA. RefSeq lists its product as uncharacterized. NCBI's taxonomy places the organism in Eukaryota, Fungi, Ascomycota, Sordariomycetes, Glomerellales, Glomerellaceae. The coding region runs from base 1 to 1320 and encodes 439 amino acids. The record is from RefSeq and is a predicted model, not a curated record. The transcript has a single exon.
AUGGCCGGCCGGUCCAACAGCCGUCGCCGGGGGUUCGUGCGACCCCAAGGUACCGAUUUUGCUGCGAGUGCGCGGCAUAGGGAGAGUGUUUUGAGCUUGGGAAGCAUCGCCCAUUUGCAGUACUACUUCUCACGAACCGGCCUCCUCGAUGGCAAGGGUGGCCAGCUGGCGAGAAAGAACAAGGCGAAGGGAGGUCUGGAUCUCUCGUCUGUGAGCAGCUCGGGGAUGUCUUCGCCAAAGAUUGGCUCUGAUGGGGAGGCUUCCUUCCCUUCGCUCAGUCCACUCCUCUCUGGGGACCAGUUUGCCGGAGCAAUGGUGGAGUCUCCCACCGAGGACGACGACUAUUACUCCGACUUUGAGGACGAUGCGGACGUCCUGCCGCCGACGACCAGCACCUACAUUCAUAGGAAUAAGCCAGUGCCCAAGCCGCCGACGAUCGAGGAGCUCAAGAGUGACUUGACUGAAUCUCUUGACAAAGCGGGUGCCUCCCUGAAGAAAGCGUGGGAGAGCAAGGCGGAGAAUGCCAGAGCGGCGGCGGAAGCUACGUCAGCUCAGAACACGCCAAAGAAAGGCAUGGGCUGGUUUGAAGUACAGGGAAUGCACAUUCUCGAUGUCAUGACGCUAGCCAUUCGUGCAGCCAAGAACUACUACACCGCCCACGAAGUCCCGGAAAGACUGGACGUGAUCAAGUCUGAGAAGGAGAUCCGCACCGAGCUUUUCAACGUCAUGGAGACGCUGAAGCAGAUGGCCACGCGAAAGUGGGCCGGCGGAAUGAAGGAGGACGAGUACAACACUCUCAACUCCUGGAUCCAGGGACUCUUCAGCAUGCUCAAGACCGAAGAGAAGAUGAUCGAGGCAGAGAAGGCCGAGCGCAAGCGCUGGACCUGGAUGAAGGGCGACUGGACUGGCCAGGAAGUCGAGAGGGAGUUGGCGUUCAUGGCGUCUCUUGCACCUCAAGCUGAGCCCAUGCCGGAGUAUACGCCUGCAGCUUCAGCAACCGAGUUCCCCACGCCUUUCUUGCAAGCUUUGCAGAACGGCAUCCGACUUGUCGAGCUGCACAACGCGGCAGUCAAGCUGUCGAAGCGACGCUUCGGUCUGAUUACCACCUUUCACACCGAUACGGAGAAGCCUUACCGCUGUGCUGACAACAUCCGCUACUGGGCGAAAGCAGCAGAGCUGCGGUGGGAAAUCCUUCUGAAAGUGGAUGCACUUGGUGUUGUCUACAACAGCAGCCCUGAAGUCUGGAUCAACUUCGAGGCUGCCGUCAUGGAGUGGAGCCGCAAUGUGCGUGAAGAGAUCACGUCCGAGCUGGAGGGCUAA